Monascus purpureus is the source of this 3766-nucleotide messenger RNA. The record is from the annotation of a GenBank genome assembly. Lineage: Eukaryota; Fungi; Ascomycota; Eurotiomycetes; Eurotiales; Aspergillaceae.
CACCCAUUUUGCUGGGGAUUUAUUCCAUUGGAGAAUCUACCACCCUCCUAACUCCGCAACUGCCAUUGUUCAUCAUGUUCAGCAAGAAGGAGUUCGGUCAGUCGCAGCGAGGUAGAGGCAGGGGUCGGGGCGACCACGGACAGCGCGGAGGACGUGGACAUGGGGGAAGAGGAGGUGGAGGUCGUGGUGGAGGAACUGUAGAGCUUCCAAUUCGUUCAGGAGACUCUCGAGGCCGUGGUGACUUCAGAGGUCGGGGAGAUUCGAGGGGUCGGGGAGAUUCGAGGGGACGUGGACGCGGCGACCACAGAGGCGGGUUUCGUGGAGAUACUGGGCCCCCGAUCUAUGCUCCGCCAGGUGGUCAGAUUCCUAGCCCAAGCCCGGUCGUUGAGAAGACCGAGAAAGCCAUUGCUAUCACCCUAUCUCAAAAGCCCAAGUCUGCCAGUCAGGCUCAUUACCCGGAGAGGCCUGGAUUCGGAACGGUUGGUCGGAAAGUCCUCCUGUACGCAAACUACUUUGAGCUGCCAAGGGUUGGCAAGGUCCUCUACAGAUACCACGUUGGUAUCGUUGGAGACCAGGCGGGUCGUCAACCCACAGGCAAAAAGGCCCAGCAGGUCAUCCGACUCUUGCUGGAGGAGCAUUUUGCCCCGAACCUCAAGAGCAUCGCGACGGACUACAAGUCAACACUGAUCUCAGUGGUUGAGCUCCCGAACAAAGGGGCUUAUGAUGUUCGGUACCGCGAUGAGUACCAAGAUGAGUAUCCGGAGGAUCCAAAGAUUUACCGUGUCACCUGCCAGGCGACAGGAAGCCUCCAGCCCUCUGACCUUUUGAAUUACCUCUCCUCGACAAGUGCAACGGCCAUGUUCGAAUCCAAGGCAGAGGUCUUGCAAGCGAUGAACAUCGUCAUGGGAUACAACCCAAAAUCAGACCGUUCUAUUGCAUCUGUUGGUGCAAAUAAGCAUUUCAGUGUGCAUGCGGACUUGGCUGAACGAUUUGAUCUGGGCGGUGGCCUGGAGGUCCUUCGAGGCUUUUUUGUUAGCGUUCGCGCUGCCACUGCACGCCUUUUGGUGAAUGUGCAAGUCCAAUACGCCGCAUGUUACGAGGAAGGACCAUUGGAAACCGUUAUCUCCGCAUACCAACAUGCUAACUCUCAAAAUCCCUACAAGCUUGAGAGUUUCUUGAAACGAGUAAAAGUUCGGGUGAUACAUAUUCAAAGAAAAAACAAAGUACGCAUCAAGACGAUUGCGGGCCUGGCAACGCCUAGGGAUGGGUCGUCAUUGGAACAUCCGCCAAGAGUGACAGCAUACGGGGCUGGCCCGAAAGACGUGGCCUUCUUCCUUAACCCUGGCCAACAGCAAUCUGCACAGCCCGGAGCCGGUGGAUCUGGCAAGGGGAAGAAGGGCAAAAAGAAGGACCCCAAGGCAGGCCCGGAACCUGCUGGCGGGUAUAUCAGCGUCGCCGACUUCUUCCUUCAAGAAUACAAUGUGAAAACAGAUCCAAAAAUACCUGUCGUAAAUGUCGGGACCAGAGAAAGUCCAUCGUAUCUGCCAGCUGAAGUCUGUGUUGUCCAGCCUGGUCAGCCAGCUGGGGUUAAGCUUGCUCCAAACCAGACCCGAAAUAUGCUCAACUUCGCCGUUCGGAGCCCUGCCCAGAAUGCAGAGUCCAUUGUAGCGAAAGGUGUGCAAGUUCUUGGUCUAAGUCCACAGAAUGGAACCCUUAAUCAGUUUGGAAUAGAGGCUAUUUCGAAACUCAUAACAGUUAUGGGACGGGUUCUUGCGGCACCUCAGGUCUGCUACAAGGGACAACAUAUCAACACCAGGGAAGGCGGCUGGAAUAUGCGAGAUAUCAAAUUCUCGAGAUUCACCAAGCUGCAGUCCUGGGCGUGGCUCUACAUAGACUCCGAUCGUGCUAGACCAGCUUGGGAUGGCCCGGAUGGCCUUAGCCGUUCCCUGAACGGUCUCGUUGGCAAAUUGAACGAGAUGGGUGUCUCUUGCAACGGGCCUAUUGAUGGUAAGAAAAUAGUGUUGACCGGUCAGAAAAACGAAGGGAAAAUUGACGCCGCGAUCGCUGAGUUGAUGAAGAAAAAGCCCCAGUUGAUUUUCACAAUACUUUAUGACAAUGACACGGCAGUUUAUAACUGUGUCAAACAAACCUGCGACGUCCGCCGUGGCGUACGCAACAUCUGUGUGCGUGCUCAGAAGCUUGCCGGAGCAAAUUCACAAUACUACGCUAAUGUCGGUCUCAAAUUCAACCUGAAGCUAGGUGGAACAAACCAGUCACUGAAAGCAGACCAACUGGGCAUCAUUGGGGAGGGGAAAACAAUGCUUGUUGGUAUCGAUGUCACCCAUCCAUCUCCAGGCUCCGCAAAGAAUGCUCCCAGCGUAGCAGGGAUCGUGGCAUCCGUCGAUGCCACACUCGGUCAGUGGCCAGCAGACAUCCGAGUCCAGACCUCCAAGCAGGAGAUGGUCUCGGGGCUUGACGAAUUGCUCAAAUCUCGUCUUCGAGUCUGGGCCAAAAACAAUAGGAAUGCCUACCCGGAGAAUAUCAUCGUUUACCGCGACGGCGUGUCCGAGACACAAUACGACAAGGUCAUCUACGAAGAGCUGCCCCUUCUGAAGAAAGCCUGCCAGACUACCUAUCCCGCCGAUGCGACGAAGAAGGGCCUCCCACGCAUUUCCAUCAUCAUCGUCGGCAAGCGUCACCACACGCGCUUCUACCCGACGGAACAGGAACACGCGGACAAAUUCAACAACCCCAAGAAUGGCACCGUUGUAGACCGAGGCGUUACUGAAGCCCGCAACUGGGAUUUCUUCCUGCAGGCCCACACCGCGCUCAAGGGCACCGCCCGACCAGCACACUAUUUCACCGUCUGGGACGAAAUCUUCCACAAACAGACGCCAAAGGCACCCUUCAACAACGCAGCAGAUGUCCUGGAAAACUUGACGCACAACAUGUGCUAUCUCUUCGGUCGCGCCACGAAGGCCGUUAGUCUUUGCCCACCCGCGUAUUAUGCGGACUUGGUCUGCGAGCGCGCGCGCUGCUAUAUGAGCAACGUUUUUGAUCCCACGCUUCAGGCUACUCCGGCUGCUAGUGUCAUUUCGGGGGGUGCAGGAGGCCAGGUCCCUGGGAAUUCAGAAGUACAAAUCCAUGCUAAUGUCCGUGAUACGAUGUUUUACAUCUAAUUCAGGCGAGGAAGGGGGGGAUACAGAGAAAAAGUAAGUUUCAUUGGAUGAGCGUCGGAUUGGAUUCCUUUACUUCUCUUGAUCUAUGCUAUCUUGGAUGCGAGGUGAAGUUGCCUAGUUUUCUAUAGCCGAUUUGGAAUAACAGUCUUCAUGUUUUUAUUAUACAUAUUGAGUGGCUUCUCCAGAUCUAUGAAUACAUUCGCUCAUGGACCAACUUCCCUUUCCGUUUUGGUGCUCCGCCGCCGCUUUAGUCGCCCCACCUUGAGGUAAGAGAAGGCCCAUCAGAUAGUUAAGUCCCGGCCCACAAGAAGUAAGCCGGCCCACAGAACGGCCGAAAGCUAGGCCGGCCGCCUGCUGUGUGUUUGGACUCACUUUGUGUGUCCUGCUAUGGUCUCGAAUUCUGAUUCCAAACUCGGGAUACUUGGUCAGUCAAAGAAAAAAGGAUACGACGUCCGCGUCUCCAACGCGGACUCGCGGCCUCAUUCGCGAGGAUUUGCGUGGCAGGAGAAUCAGCGAGCGCUACUUACCCCCCCUACGUCACCCACUUAUUUGACCACCUCACAAAUAAAGAGCGGGUGGGACGUGAU